Molecule: messenger RNA, 2212 nt
Organism: Zalophus californianus (California sea lion)
Lineage: Eukaryota; Metazoa; Chordata; Mammalia; Carnivora; Otariidae
Gene: ODR4
Product: odr-4 GPCR localization factor homolog
Exons: 14
Biological process (GO): intracellular protein localization
Cellular component (GO): endomembrane system
Source: RefSeq, a predicted model, not a curated record
GAUGAAUUCAUUGGCUGUGGAAUUUGGACCCGAGGGGAAUCUGGCCCUCGAAGGCUUAAACUUGCACCUUAAAGCUCCUUCUCAGGAGGACUGACAGUUCGACAGAUUUGUCAGGCGGGCACAUUCUGAGUGCAGGAGAGUGAAUUAGUUCCUAAUAAUGGGAAGAACCUACAUUGUAGAAGAGACUGUUGGCCAGUAUCUUUCAAACAUAAAUCUUCAAGGAAAGGCUUUUGUCUCUGGUCUUUUAAUUGGGCAGUGUUCUUCAAAAAAGGAUUAUGUCAUUCUUGCCACUAGAACACCACCCAAAGAGGAACAAAACGAGAACCUCACACAUCAACAAAAAGCUAAGUUGAAUAACUUGGAUGAAGAAUGGGCCACAGAACAUGCCAACCAGGUGUCCAGAAUGCUACCAGGGGGACUUUUAGUUCUUGGAGUAUUUAUCAUUACAACUUUAGAAAUGGGAAAUGAUUUUCAGAAUGCCCUGCAUAGACUAGUAUUUGCUAUGGAAAAAUCUAUGAAUAAAAGGAGAUUGUGGAAUUUCACAGAAGAGGAGAUCUCAGAACGAGUGACACUUCACAUUUGUUCUUCUACAAAAAAAAUAUUUUGUCGAACUUAUGAUAUCCAUGAUCCAAAGAGUUCAGCAAAACCAGCAGAUUGGAAGUAUCAAAAUGGACUAUCAACUUCAUGGCUUUCAUUAGAGUGCACAGUUCAUAUUAAUAUUCACAUCCCACUGUCUACCACUUCUGUCAGCUAUACUCUGGAGAAAAAUACAAAGAAUGGACUUGCACGCUGGGCUAAGCAAAUAGAAAAUGGCAUUUAUUUGAUUAAUGGACAAGUUAAAGAUGAAGAUUGUGAUCUAUUAGAAGGACAGAAAAAAUCUUCUAGAGGAAAUGUUCAAGCAACUAGUCAUUCUUUUGAUGUCAAAGUGCUAACACAGUUGAUUUUGUCUUUCAGCUUCUGAAUUCGGGACCGCAGAUCCACAGCCACAGUCCAGAUCUGCAGUGGCUCUGUAAACCUUAAGGGUGCUGUGAAAUGCAGAGCCUAUAUUCAUAGCAAUAAACCCAAGGUUAAAGAUGCUGUGCAGGCAAUGAAGAGAGAUAUAUUGAAUACAGUUGCAGAUCGUUGUGAAAUGCUAUUUGAAGAUCUGCUUUUGAAUGAAAUUCCAGAAAAAAAAGAUUCUGAAAAAGAGUUUCAUAUCCUCCCUCACCGAGUUUUCGUCCCCAUUCCGGGAUCCACUGUAAUGUUAUGUGAUUAUAAAUUUGGUGAUGAGUCAGCUGAAGAAAUAAGAGACCAUUUUAUAGAGAUGUUAGAUCAUAUGAUUCAAAUAGAAGAUUUGGAAAUUGCAGAGGAAAUAAACACAGCUUGUAUGAGUUACUUUAUGAAUACUGAAGCUUCAUUGGACAACACAGAUGAUGAACAACCAAAGCAACCAAUUAAAACUACAGUAAUAUUGAAAAUUCAGCAAAACAUAGGUGUGAUUGCAGCAGUUGCGGUUGCAGUCCUUGCUGCGGGUAUCUCCUUUCAUUACUUCAGUGAUUAGGGUGAGACACAGCUUCCUGAUCUUCCAGAGAACACUGAGCAACCAUUAUGAAUAAAAGACGCAAACAGUCCAUCUGCAUUUAAGACCAGAGCAGCCAUCUCUGCUGCCAUUAUGCCUAUUAUGUUUCUGACUAAAAUGAAAUCACCAGCUGCCUUGUUUAGCCUUGCUUAUGUUAUAGAUGGCUCAGGCUUCCAAAAAUAAAGUUGUGUAUGUAGAUGGAAGUUGCAUGUAACAAAUCCUUAUUAUCUAUUUUUAAAAAUGUUCAAAAUGAUGGUUUAUUUUCAUAGAUUUUAGUCCUGUUGAUCUGGAUCACAUAUUGAUCAGGAUAUUGAAAAUUUGAAUAGUCAGAGUUGACUGAAUAUCUUAGUAAUAGAAUAACUGGAGAAAUUUCUACAAGGUGGGGCAACAGUCUGUUGGGUAAGUUCAUACUCUAGGACCUUUCUUUAUAUUUUUGAUGGCACAACAAGAAGUUUUAUUCUAUUGAUAGAAAAAAAAUAACCUGCAAUUAAUAGUUCUACCACAGCAAUUAACAGCAUGUAAAAAGAAAUGUCUCUUUUAAAACAUUAGAAGGAAAAAUGCUCUGCAUUUUUUUAAAUUUUAUUUUAUUAUUUUAUGUUAAUCACAGUACAUUACAUCAUUAGUUUUUGUUGUAAUGUUCCAUGAUUCAUUGUU